AUGAGAAUUAAUUAUUGUGAAAACGGCUGCAUGUUAUACUAUAAGGAUUACAUUGAUCUAGAAUCUUGUAAGUUUUGUCAAAGAGCUCAUUUUAGAAAAGCUCCCAGUGGGAAGAAAGUUGAUGUGAAGGCAAUGCAUUACUUACCUCUUAUACCAAGGCUCAAGAGGUUAUAUGCAUCAAAUAGGUCAGCUCCGCACAUGAGAUGGCAUCAUGAAAAUAGAAGACCGCCUGGUGUUAUGUGUCAUCCAUCUGAUGGAGAGGCCUGGAAGCAUUUUGAUAGAAAAUAUCCAGAGUUUGCAGCCGAACCACGGAACAUUAGGUUGGGUUUAUGUUCAGAUGGAUUCACUCCAUACUCUGUUUCUGCUGCACCAUAUUCUUGUUGGCCUGUAUAUUUGACACCAUAUAAUCUUCCACCUGAGAUGUGCAUGACCAGUCCUUAUAUAUUUCUCAAUUGUAUUAUUCCUGGCCCACUUAAUCCAAAAAUCAUGAUUGAUGUAUACUUUCAACCUUUGAUUGAUGAGUUGAAUCAAUUGUGGAUUGAAAGGGUUGAAACAUUUGAUGUGUCGCUUAAGCAAAAUUUUAAUUUGUGGGCUGUCUUAAUGUGGACUAUUAGUGAUUUUUUUGCUUACGGAAUGUUGUCCGGGUGGAUGAAAACUGGCAAGUUAGCCUGUCCUUACUGUAUGGAAAAUACUAAAUCAUUCACUUUGAAACAUGGCCAAAAAAAUUGUUGGUUUGAUUGUCACCGUCGGUUUUUGCCCAUGGAUCAUGAGUUUAGGAAUAUGAAAAAUGAAUUUAGAAAUAAUACGGUUGAUCGAGACUGUCCACCUCCAAUCUAUACGAGAGAACAAGUUUGGGAGAGGGCUCAACACUUUCCAAAGGUUACAGAAGAACAACCGUAUAAAUUUGAUGGCUAUGGUGUUGCACAUAAUUGGACAAAACAAAGUAUAUUUUGGGAAUUAUCAUAUUGGAAGGAUCAUCUUCUUCGACAUAAUCUUGAUCCCAUGCAUACUGAAAAGAAUUACUUUGAUAAUUUAUUUAACACAGUAAUGGAUGUCAAUGACAAGACAAAAGAUAAUAUUAAAGCUAGAAUGGACUUACCAGAAUAUUGUAGGUGA
This is a messenger RNA of Capsicum annuum, 1116 nucleotides long. RefSeq lists its product as uncharacterized. The record is from RefSeq and is a predicted model, not a curated record. The transcript has a single exon. Lineage: Eukaryota; Viridiplantae; Streptophyta; Magnoliopsida; Solanales; Solanaceae. The coding region runs from base 1 to 1116 and encodes 371 amino acids.